This is a messenger RNA of Paramuricea clavata, 1289 nucleotides long. The record is from the annotation of a GenBank genome assembly. NCBI's taxonomy places the organism in Eukaryota, Metazoa, Cnidaria, Anthozoa, Malacalcyonacea, Plexauridae.
AGUAUUAGCCAAUAGGAAGACAGGAAAUAUUGUUCUAGCCAAUCAGAUUUCUGCUACCAUAACAAACUUUUCCCGGGCUUAGUUAUCAACACUUUUAAAGUCCUCGAGCAGAAGCAGUCAUUUGUAUUUUAAAUUCUGUCUUUGAUAAAGAAAAAGUUAAUUUGUUAAUCAUGGACGUUUCUCCGGGCAGCCUAGCCAAGCAAAUAAGCAUUGAGCGAAGAUUUAACUGUGUUGUUUGCCUCUGUGCGCGUUUUCAAAUGGUCUAUGGCCAGUGUCAACAUAGAAUUUGCACGAAAUGUGCUUAUGGGUCGAGCGGUGUCCUUCGCCAGCAGUUUCAGCGUUGCCCUUCCUGUCAACAAGAAGAUUCCUUUCCUGAACGAAAGCCUACUAUUCCUGAAGAUAAUAUAACGCUACAGAAGUUGCUUGGUGUCACGGCUUGUCAGAAUAAAGGUUGUACGCAGGAAUUUUGGUCUUGGGAAAAAUCCGAACAUGACUUGUGAGUAUCCUGUUUGAAACACGAGGCAGGUCAUUAGGAUAGAAAGCUAAAAAUAUUGCAAAUCUUAAUAUAGCCAGCAAGCCCGGAGAGUCCUAGGAAAAUUAAGUAUUUCCCUUUAAAAAAUUUCCACAACAUUCAACAAUGCAUAUUUUCAUGCUAGGUUUAAUAUUACAAAAACACUCGAGCUACAACAGUCAACAGAUGGUUUAUGUCAAGUGUGUUAUUCAACUUCAAAAUCCUGACUUUUCUGUAAUACACCCUUUUGAUAAUUACGUCACAAAUUAAUCACUAGUUGGACCAGAAGCCUCGCUCUCGUGCAUUACUGUAAUGAGCCUUACAUCUUGAUUCACUAGAGCAAGGUUUCAAGACCAAGGCAUUAUUUCACAGUUACUAUGCAACUGUGAACAAUGUGUUCGAAAGGCUUCAUUUUUAUUUGCUAUGUUACUAGUUACAUUUUUACAAUGCCCCGACACACACACACACACAGCAUCAAUUUCAGUCGACCAACAGCCCUCUGCAAGACCAUUGAUGGGUUUCUGUGAGCAUUAGUGCAGGCAGCAAAGUCCCAAAUAAUUUCUAUAUAUAUAUAUGUGUAAGAAAGCUCAAAAAUGGUUUGGAGUUAAAAAUGGCGAAUGCGUCUUGUGUUGUGAAAUGGCAUGGCCUAGAAAGAAAAGUCGUGAAAACUGUCAUGUUAUUUGUUUAGAACAUGUCCCUAUAAAAAUUCACCUCGGAGAGGAAAACGUCCUUCAGAUGCUCGGAAAAACCAAAGGUAUGUAAUUAUCUAAUGAUUAAC